Messenger RNA from Nothoprocta perdicaria, 4255 nucleotides. RefSeq names its product integrator complex subunit 4 (gene INTS4). The transcript is spliced from 23 exons. The coding region runs from base 1 to 2907 and encodes 968 amino acids. Gene Ontology annotation, biological process: snRNA processing. The record is from RefSeq and is a predicted model, not a curated record. NCBI's taxonomy places the organism in Eukaryota, Metazoa, Chordata, Aves, Tinamiformes, Tinamidae. Gene Ontology annotation, cellular component: integrator complex.
AUGGCGGCGCACCUGAAGAAACGCGUGUACGAGGAGUUCACCAAGGUGGUCCAGCAGCAGCACGAGGAGCUGUCGGCCAAGAAGCUGCGCCUGGCCAAGCCCAGCAAGUCGGCGGCGCUGCACGUGGACCUGUGCAAGGCGGCGUCGCCCGCCGACGCGCUCCAGCACCUGCUGCACUUCGCCCGCCGGCCCGUGGAGGUGGAGAGCGUGGAGGGCGUCGUGCGCAUCCUGCUCGAGCACUACUACAAGGAGAAUGAUGCCUCUGUCAGGUUGAAGAUUGCUUCCUUGCUGGGUUUGUUAUCGAAAACUGCAGGAUUUUCCCCCGACUGCAUUAUGGAUGAUGCCAUCAACACGCUUCAGAAUGAGAAGUCUCACCAAGUCCUUGCUCAGCUGCUGGACACCCUCUUGGUAAUUGGCACAAAACUUACGGACAAUCCUCCUGUCAGGAUGAGGCUGGUGGAGGUAGCCUGCAAGCAUCUGACAGAUUCAUCCCAUGGUGUAAGAAAUAAGUGUCUUCAGUUAAUCGGCUGUCUUGGACCAGUGGAAAAAGGGGUCGCAAAGGAGGUUGAAAGCCAGUCUGCCAAAGAUGUCCAGAAGAUCAUAGGGGAUCACUUUAAUGACCAGGACCCUCGUGUUAGGACUGCAGCUAUAAAAGCCAUGCUUCAGCUUCAUGAAAGAGGAUUAAAAUUACAGCAGGCUAUUUACUGUCAGGCUUGCAAGCUGCUGGCAGACGAUUACGAGCAAGUACGGAGCGCUGCAGUUCAGCUCAUUUGGGUCCUCAGUCAGCUGUACCCUGAAAGCAUCGUCCCAAUUCCUUCUUCUAAUGAGGAAAUUCGCCUGGUGGAUGAUGCUUUUGGAAAAAUCUGUCACAUGGUUAGUGAUGGCUCCUGGGUUGUUAGAGUGCAAGCUGCUAAAUUACUGGGUUCUAUGCAACAAGUUAGCUCCCAUUUCUUAGAGCAGACCCUCGAUAAGAAGCUCAUGUCAGAUCUGAGGAGGAAACGGACUGCACAUGAACGAGCCAAAGAGCUCUACAGCUCGGGGGAGUUCUCAAGUGGCCGCAAGUGGGGAGACGACGCUCCCAAAGAAGAGAUCGACACGGGCGCUGUGAACCUGAUCGAAUCAGGAGCUUGUGGGGCCUUUGUUCACGGCCUGGAGGAUGAGAUGUAUGAGGUCCGCAUUGCUGCGGUGGAGGCCCUCUGUAUGCUGGCUCAGUCUUCCCCUUCCUUUGCGGAGAAAUGCCUCGACUUUUUAGUGGACAUGUUUAACGAUGAGAUCGAGGAGGUGAGGUUGCAGUCCAUCCACACGAUGAGAAAAAUUUCCAACAACAUCACCUUGCGGGAAGACCAGCUGGAUACUGUGUUGGCUGUCUUGGAGGAUUCUUCAAGGGACAUUCGGGAAGCCCUUCACGAACUGUUGUGCUGCACCAAUGUCUCAACUAAAGAGGGCAUCCACCUUGCACUGGUGGAGCUGCUGAAAAACCUGACCAAGUAUCCCACAGACAGAGAAUCCAUAUGGAAAUGCUUGAAGUUCUUGGGGAGCAGGCAUCCAACUUUGGUACUUCCUUUAGUCCCGGAGCUUCUGAGCACUCAUCCUUUCUUUGACACUCCAGAACCAGACAUGGAUGACCCAGCCUACAUUGCUGUCCUGGUUUUGAUUUUCAACGCUGCCAAGAGCUGCCCGACGAUGCCCGCGCUCUUUUCUGACCACACGUUUAGGCAUUACGCCUACCUGCGCGACAGCCUCUCUCACCUGGUCCCCGCCUUAAGAUUGCCGGGUAGAAAGCUGGUGUCCUCCCCUGUCUCUCCCAGCAUUACCCCAAAUGAGGAUCCUUGCCAGCAGUUCCUGCAUCAGAGCCUGGAGAGGGUUUACAACCUUCAGCACCUCGACCCGCAGGGCGUCCAGGAGCUGCUGGAAUUCACCAUCCGGGACCUUCAGAGGCUUGGGGAGCUGCAGUCAGAAUUGGCGGGGAUGGCAGAUUUCACCGCAACUUACCUUCAGUGUCAGCUGCUCCUCAUCAAGGCCCUGCAGGAGAAGCUGUGGAACGUGGCAGCUCCGCUCUACCUGAAACAAAAUGUGUUGGCAUCUGCUGCAGCGAAACAGAUCCUGGAAGAAACUUAUAAAAUGGAGUUCAUGUACAGCGGCGUGGAGGGCAGGCAGGUGGUCAUUAUCCACCACAUGAGACUGCAGGCGAAGGCGCUGCAGCUUAUAGUGACUGCACGGACCACCAGAGGAGCCGAACCCCUUUUUGGGAUGUGUGAGAAGUUCUUGCAGGAAGUAGAUUCUUUUCAAAGGUGUUUCAUCUCGGAGCUCCCACAUAUGCAAGGCAGCUUUGUCGAUAAGUUGCUGGACUUAAUGCCCAGACUUGUGACCUCCAAACCCUCGGAAGUGGUCAAGAUCCUUCAAACAACGCUACGACAAAGCACCUUCCUCCACCUUCCUCUUCCAGAGCAGCUCCAUAGAGCCACUGCAACUAUCAUCRAGCCCACUGGCGAAUCUGACAACCCCCUGAGGUUUACGUCGGGCUUGGUGGUGGCGCUGGAUGUUGAUGCAACCCUGGAACAUGUUCAGGAUCCCCAGGGAACUGUUAAAGUGCAGGUCUUGUACCCAGACGGACAAGCACAGCUAAUCCAUCCGAAACCAGCUGACUUCCGAAAUCCUGGUCCCGGGAGGCACCGGCUGAUCACGCAGGUUUACCUCUCGCACACGGCAUGGACAGAGCCGUGUCAGAUUGAGGUGAGGUUACUGCUGGCCUACAAUUCCAAUAGGAGCAAGGCUGCUAAAAUGCCCAAAUCCACCUGGAGCGACAGCAUGGAGGCUCUCCCGCCAUCCGAAAACGGCAUCGAGGGAACCAUUCCCUUUAGCAAACCCGUCAAAGUUUAUAUCAUGCCCAAACCUGCCAGGCGGUGAAGUCAGUCACGGAAAGACACUUAUACGACUGUUGGGUUACAGGAAAACCAUUUGUUUCCCAAGGUAGAGAACCAAACCAGCAGUGUUAAACUUGCACAAAGAAAGAGGAAAACAAGAAAAUACAGCUACUGAAGAACAAUUGGCUGUCUCUAUUAUGAUGGAGAAAGGUCAGCACAAGUUACUGGGCUGGUUCACAAUUUCAAGGACCUGCGGACGUUUCUGUAUUGAAUCAACAAAAUCAAGGCAAUUCUCAGCCAGCACUUCAGUAACUCUUACACUGGGACAGAUACCUGUUUUCACCUAUGAAAAACUUCUUUUCAAGGCUUUUAGGUUUCUUGUCUGAGGUAUUUGCUGUGUAAAAACUUAGGAACUUAAAUCCAUGUUAUUUUAUAAUACUCUGAAACUAAGUUAAGUUUUUUUUUUUUUUUUUUUUUUUCCUCCCUGAAAUGGAGCCCUGCAUCCUUGUCUUUUACUUGUAAUUCCCCUUAACUAUUUAAUUAUGCCUUUGGGAGCAGUGAGAUGGAAUGACACAGGUAGAGAAAAUACCAGCCUUGUUCCAUUAAGUUUGACAGAAUCUGUUCCUGUAUGUUGAUCUUUUUCUUGGACCAAUCAUGCUGAGAUUAGAAAGUCUGAUUAGUUUUUCCUUUCUGGAGCAGUUUGGGCAGUUGAAACCUUUCUAAUGUGCUUGAAGUAGCUGAGCACACUCAGUGAAGCAGCAGCAAGGGAAGUUGUCCGUGUUUCCUGAUGCAGGUGAGCGAAGGGAAGCGCUUUCCUACCAGGAUGGAUUCAGCUGAGGACUGAAAUAACUGGUCCUGUAGAACAUGUGUGGCUCCUUCUCACACUGCUCCCUGUUCCCGGAGGGCUUGCCAGAAAUGUGAAGCUUUGGUCUUCCUUUUGAGAGGUAUCUGUUAAUCACUCCCUUCUACAGACUGGGUUUCAAUAAACCAAGGAACCUCCCGUGUUUCUCAGCAAUCCUUCGAGAGGAUUUUUCCAGGCAUGCUUCAGGUGUGGAACUUCCUAGCACAGCAGCCAGAUGUUACCUGUGUUUUAUUGAAUUAACUGCCAGAGGAAAAAAUAAAAAGUGUAUUUCUAGCAGGUAAUCAAAAUAGUGAAGAAAUACCUUCAAAGAUAAUUGAAAUCAAAAUAAUUAUGCAGAAGUCCUUAUAUGCCUUCCUAUAAUGCAAUUGGAAAACUCCUUUAGCCUGGUUCUUUUUGCUGUAAGCAUGAACACAUAGACCCCAGUGGGUCUGUCCUCUUAAGACUUUUAAAAUUUCUUUAAUGCUGAUGUGCUGUCAGCCAAAGGCUGACUCUAUAACCAUUCAGUUGCUUUGGAUAUUAAUGUAUUAAA